AUGCUCCACGGUGUUGUUGACCCGAGACCUGACUUUGUGUGUACCAGCGGCGCGGGAAUGACUAGUGAUGGCUCCGGUGCCACAGGCGUGACGAACCACGUUGGCGAGGUCUUUGUCGGCAGUGACACCAUGGAGACCUAUCCCGGUCUGGUGGUGGCAGAUGCGGCAGUCAUGCCGCGGGCUUUGGGUGUCAACCCCCUAGCAACCAUCACUGCCCUUGCCGAGCGUGCCGUCGCGACUUAUGCCUCCAGGAAUGAGCUGGUCAUUGACAGAAGAAGCAAUGGCCUUCUCAAUCUGUUCGAAAAGCCGUCAGUAUCACAUAGCCAACCCCAAUUCUGGCCGGACGGGACCUCCGGGCCGCAUAUGACGGCACUCUGUGCCGUGGCCGAACAAGGGGAUCCCAAAGUCAGCUUCACGGAACUGAUGACCGGCUUCGUGCACCCUGGACGCGUUUUGAUACGCGAUGACAAAAGAACGUAUGAGUUGGCAUACCACUUAGGAAAGUGCCGGGGGGAGACGGCGAGGCUGUUUGUCAGUAUCACAGCGCCGUGCGUACUGCCCGAUUCGAAAGGAGCAGACAAUUAUGGCAUCAUGACAGGAACAUUUUCUUGCCCCGGCCUUGCAGGCUCGCCCUUUACUAUCCUGAGGAGCCGGUUCGGCACAUUUGAGCCAAAUGACGACAUGACGGGCACCGGAAAGCUCGUCUACGAGUUCGACAUGAACGGUGUCAACGGAGAACGGCUUCACUUCCACGGAUACAAGGUCACCGACCCCUCCAUCAUACUACGGCCCUCGCAGGUAUGGCAGGCGAUGACCACGUUGUACGUGAGUAUUACAGAUCUGGGAGGUGCCGACAGCGGUCAAGUUGGAGGGCCACAUGUCUGGCCUUGUCGAACGCCAGUCGCGAUGGGCAUCAUCAAUAUUCAGCUUCGAGACUUGCUGCCUGCAGCUCGAACCUUGACAGCAACUGGCCCGAGCGUCAUGGACAGAACCGCCAAGGCAACUCGAUACCUCGCGAAGCUCUGGCAACAGCCCCUCCAGCUAUUUCUUACCCCCUUGAUGCCACUGCAGUACCCUCUGAGCGCCCAUGUCGACUGUAUCAACCCAACGCCACCGACACAGUCGUUCAGCGUGGUGGCAAGCGACGGAGUGGUCACCAAGCUGCACAUGUGGGAGCCAGACGCAAGUAUGGUUGCCACAGACAGGCGCGGCGAUCCCGUACCCAUACGCGACGUUUUCAUGAUCCCAGGCGCCAGUGUGGACCAUCAAAUCUUUGCGCUGACAACGAUCCCGUUCAACGCGGUCAAUUAUCUUACACGUGCCGGCUACCGCGUGUGGGUGACGGUCCACCGCAUCUGCCGUCUGGAGACGUCGCACACGGUUGAUGCUUGGACAACACAUGAUUCGCGCCUCGACAUCAAGGCGUGCCUCGAGACUAUACGGAGAUUGCGCGGUCCGCAGAAGAUCUACAGCAUCGCUCAUUGCAUGGGCUCCGUUGCAUUUGCUUGCGGGCUCCUGGAUGGAACGAUCCCCGCCGAGUGGAUUCUCGGCAUCACCUGCAGCCAAGUCUUCAUGAACCCGAUCUGGAGCACGGUGAACAAUCUCAAAGCCAAGUCUCCCAUACCCCUGGACUGGCUUUACGCAAAGUUGGCCGGCCCAUACUUUGACUGCUCGACCUCGGUCGACGACAAGCGGGUGCAACAGGUCGUGACCCAACUCCUGAGAGUAUACCCUCAGGAACGACACGAGAUGUGCAACAAUGCGGUCUGUCUCCGCACGACCUUUUUAUUCGGACGGUGUUGGAGUCAUCGAAAUCUCAACGAGGCAACGCACUCGCAGAUUGAUCGGGUAUUUAGCGGCGCUCAUGUCAAUCUCAUGCACCUUCUGAUGCAUAUGGGCUCACGCGGCGCGGUCACCGGCAAUGCACCAGAGUACGAGCUCCUCGUAACACCAGAAAAUAUCCAGAGGCUCCGGGGCAUCCCAUUUCUCUUGUUCAAUGGCGCGGACAGCUCCGUUCUCAGCCCCAAGGCCGCGGACGAGACUUACAAUGCGCUGCUUGCGGCUUUUGGGCCAUCGGCGGGCGUCGACGGGGCGGCGGGCACCCAGUAUCGCCGCAGAAGCGUCGAGGGGUACGGUCACCUCGACUGCUGGAUGGGGAUGAACGCGUGGCGUGAUGUGUAUCCGUUCGUACGCGAGGAGGUCGACCGCGUGGUUCGGGGUGAGGAAUACGUGUUCCGCCAGCCGAACGACAAGUUUGCUGCCAUGGUCGAGGCUGUGGAGCUGCUAAGAUAG
Molecule: messenger RNA, 2292 nt
Organism: Purpureocillium takamizusanense
Lineage: Eukaryota; Fungi; Ascomycota; Sordariomycetes; Hypocreales; Ophiocordycipitaceae
Exons: 1
Coding region: 1-2292 (763 amino acids)
Molecular function (GO): oxidoreductase activity, acting on CH-OH group of donors
Source: RefSeq, a predicted model, not a curated record